AUGGAGAAAGAAACCCCCGCUAAAAAAGCUGCAGCACCCUCUGUGGCUCAGAUCAACGCAGAGUACGUCACGCAGUUGGCUAAUAAAUACUGGGCUCCUCAUGCCAAGAAUAAACUCCCCUUUGACCCAAAGGUGUUGGAAGAUGUUUAUGAAAAGGAGAUACUCAAGUCCAAAUUUGCCAUCAGAAAAAUCAUGCUGCUUGAGUUCAGCCAGUAUCUUGAGAAUUACCUGUGGGUGAAUUACACCCCCAAGGUGUCCAGCAAUGCCUACCUCAUGUCUAUUUGUUGCAUUGUCAAUGAGAAGUUCAGAGAGAAUGUCCCAGCUUGGGAGGUGUUCAAGAAGGAGCCAAGCCAUUUCCCAUUCUUCUUCAAGUGUGUGAUGGAGGCUGUUCUGAACGGAGACGAGGCUGGUCUGACUCUGAGGGAGCAAACUGUGCUGCUGGUUUUCCUGGACCACUGCUUCAACAGUCUGGAGGUAGAUUUGAUCCGAGAGCAAGUGCAGCAGCUCAUUUCUCUACCUAUGUGGAUGUGCCUCCUACCAUCCAGACUCCAGCAGGAGCUGAAGAAAGUUCCAAAGCUGCAGAAGUUCUGGAAUCUAAUCAAGAAAAAAUUUGAUAAGAUGGAUGCUGACGCAGCUGAGCAGGCCAAAAAAGAGAGGACAUUCCUCUUAGCUCUCAUUAAAAAGUUUCGUGGAAUUUUGAUGUCCAUUCCACCAUCAGGUGUCAUGUCCAUGGACAAAGUUCAUUACUGUGAGAGAUUUGUUGAACUCAUGAUUGACUUGGAGGCUCUGCUGCCCACCAGGCGUUGGUUCAAUACAGUGCUGGAUGACUCUCACCUGGUGGUCAGCUGCCACCUGUCCAGUCUGGCCCAGAGAGAGAAGGAGGGUCACCUCUUCUGCCAGUUGCUGGACAUGCUGAAGUUCUAUACAGGUUUUGAGAUCAAUGACCAGACAGGCAACGCCCUGACACAGAAAGAGAUGACCACACUGCACUAUGACAGAAUCACCUCCUUGCAGAGGGCAGCAUUUGCCCAUUUCCCAGAGUUGCACGACUUUGCCCUUUCCAAUGUAGCAGCAGUGGACACGAGAGAAUCCCUGACCAAACACUUUGGACAUCUCAGUCCCAAUACACUCCACCAGGUGGCCUCGUAUUUAUGCCUGUUGCCAGAGUUGGCUGAAGGACAAGACACAAUCUAUGAGAAGGAGUAUCUCCUUGAGCUGCUGGUGUCCCGCCAUGAGCGCAGAAUCUCUCAGAUUGAGCAACUUAACCAGAUGCCCCUUUAUCCAACAGAGAAGAUAAUCUGGGAUGAGAACAUUGUCCCAACUGAGUACUACUCAGGCGAAGGUUGCCUUGCCCUGCCUAAACUGAACCUCCAGUUCCUGACCCUCCAUGACUACUUGUUGAGGAACUUUAACCUUUUCCGUCUGGAGUCUACCUACGAGAUCAGACAGGACAUAGAGGAUGUGGUGUCGCGUAUGAAACCAUGGCAGUCAGAGUAUGGGGGAGUGGUGUUUGGUGGCUGGGCCAGGAUGGCUCAGACGAUCACUGCCUUCUCCAUAGUAGAGGUUGCCAAGCCCAACAUUGGAGAGAACUGGCCUGCUCGUGUUCGAGCCGAUGUCACUGUCAACCUCAACAUAAGAGAUCAUAUUAAGCAUGAGUGGGAAGGGCUGCGGAAGCACGAUGUUUGCUUUCUGAUCACGGUGCGCCCCAACCUGCCCUACGGCACACGCUUCGACCGGCGCCAGCCCUUUGUGGAGCAGACUGGCUUGGUGUACGUGAGAGGCUGCGAGGUGCAGGGCAUGCUAGAUGAUAAGGGACGCGUCAUUGAGGAGGGACCUGAACCAAAACCUAAGCUGCGAGGGGACUCCAGAACAUUUCGGGUAUGGCUGGACCCAAACCAGUACCAACAGGACAUGACCAGCAGCAUUCAGAAUGGCACUGAGGAUCCCUAUGAGACCUUCAACAUCAUUAUGAGACGGAAACCUAAGGAGAAUAAUUUCAAGGCAGUGCUUGAGACAAUCAGACAUCUGAUGAACACAGAGUGUGUUGUCCCAGACUGGCUUCAUGACAUUAUCCUGGGCUAUGGUGACCCAGGCAGUGCCCACUACUCCAAAAUGCCCAAUCAGAUCUCCACGUUGGACUUCAACGACACCUUUUUAUCCCUGGACCAUUUACGAUCUUGUUUCCCAGGUUACACUGUUAAGGUCACUGAAGAGAAUCCUGAACUGCAGGUGCCACCCUUCAGAAUAAGGUUCCCUGUGCAAAAAACAACAGACAAAGGGAAGAAGAGGAAGGCUGAUGAGGAAGUGGAAGACAAAGAGGAAGACUUGACCUUGAUUGUUGAGCCCCAUGUCACUCCCAACCGUGGGCCUUACCCCUACAACCAGCCUAAACGGAACACCAUUCAGUUUACUCCUACGCAGCUUGAAGCCAUACGAGCAGGAAUGCAGCCAGGACUCACUAUGGUUGUCGGGCCGCCAGGUACCGGAAAAACUGAUGUUGCUGUUCAGAUCAUCUCUAAUCUCUAUCACAACUUUCCUGAACAGAGGACCCUCAUAGUGACACAUUCAAACCAGGCUCUGAACCAGCUGUUUGAAAAGAUCAUGGCUCUGGACAUCGACGAGCGCCACCUCCUGCGUCUGGGCCACGGAGAGGAGGAGCUGGAGACUGAGAAGGACUUCAGCAGGUAUGGCAGGGUAAAUUAUGUCCUGGCCAGAAGACUGGAGUUGCUUAGAGAAGUGGGGAGGCUGCAGGAGAGCUUGGAUGUCCCUGGAGAUGUUUCCUACACCUGCGAGACUGCUGGACACUUCUACCUCUACCAGGUGAUGUCUCGCUGGGAAGAGUAUAUGAGCAAGGUCAAGCCCAAACAGGGCAAGAAAGUGGAGGUUGAGGCUGUGGCCGCACACUUCCCCUUUCACAAGUACUUCUCCAACGCCCCCCAGCCUGUGUUCAAGGGCCGCUCCUAUGAAGAGGACAUGGACAUCGCAGAGGGCUGCUAUCGUCACAUCAAGAAGAUCUUCACCCAGCUAGAGGAGUUCAGGGCCUUUGAGCUGCUGAGGAGUGGAUUGGACCGCUCCAAGUAUCUGCUGGUUAAGGAAGCUAAAAUCAUUGCCAUGACCUGCACCCAUGCUGCACUCAAACGCCAUGACCUGGUGGAGCUGGGAUUUAAGUACGACAACAUCCUGAUGGAAGAAGCAGCACAGAUUUUGGAGAUUGAGACCUUCAUCCCUCUACUCUUGCAGAACCCAGAGGAUGGCUACAGCAGGCUGAAGCGUUGGAUUAUGAUUGGAGACCACCAUCAGUUACCCCCGGUCAUCAAGAACAUGGCCUUCCAGAAAUACUCCAACAUGGAGCAGUCUCUCUUCACCCGCUUUGUGCGUCUUGGGGUGCCCACUGUAGAUCUGGAUGCUCAGGGCCGUGCACGUGCCAGCCUGUGUAACCUGUAUAACUGGCGCUACAAGCACCUGGGGAACCUGCCCCAUGUCCAGCUGCUGCCCCAGUUCCAGGUGCCCAACCCCGGCCUCACCUUUGACUUCCAGUUGAUCAAUGUGGAGGACUUCAAUGGGGUGGGAGAGUCUGAGCCCAAUCCUUACUUCUACCAGAACCUGGCAGAGGCGGAGUACUCUGUGGCUCUGUACAUGUACAUGCGUCUUCUUGGCUACCCUUCUGACCGGAUCAGCAUCCUUACCACCUACAAUGGACAGAAACAUCUGAUCAGAGACGUCAUCAACCAGCGCUGUGCUGGCAAUCCCUUCUUUGGACAGCCUAAUAAGGUGACAACAGUGGACAGGUUCCAGGGUCAGCAGAAUGACUACAUCAUCCUCUCACUGGUCCGCACCAAAGCAGUGGGACACCUGAGGGAUGUGAGGCGUCUGGUGGUGGCCAUGUCUAGAGCCAGGCUGGGUCUGUACAUCUUUGCCCGGGUCUCCCUGUUCCAAAACUGCUUUGAGCUGACUCCCGCCUUCAACCAGCUCACUGCCAGGCCACUGCAGCUGCACAUCAGACCGCAUGAAUACUACAGCCAGGAACAGCCUAGGGAGGCUUCUAGUCAGCCUGACCAGGUAGUGAAGAACAUGCCAGAGAUGGCCAACCUGGUGUACAAUAUGUACAUGCACAUGAUCCAGAGCACGCAGAAGUACAGACAGCAACAGCAGAAGCUGGCUUUGCCACCGCAGCAGACCAGUGCAGAGGCUGCGGUCCAGGAAGAAGCAGCUAGCUCUGGGGAGCCGCAGGAAGAGACCCCUAUGGAGCAGGAAAGCCCAGAGGGAGAAGCAAACAUGGAGCCAAACUCAGAGCACACAACAGAGAGGGAGGGAAACCAGGAGACAGAGGAUCAUGCUAAGAUGCCAGAGCAUCCUGGCAGAGACAGUGACAGUGAUGACGAGGACAGUACAGAGGAGCAAGAGCCAUAGAGUGCUCUCUGUGUAGCUCAUAUGGGACCACUGUCUUAUUAACAGCCUCAGUUAUUGAGGGGCCUAGCUGGACUGUCCCUUAGAUAUAGAGAUAAGUAGCGUGGAGUCAGUGGGUUUAGAUUUGUGUUCUAAUGAAGCCAAGAAAAUGGAGGGAAAUCUUGAGGAUAAUGUUGCAUUCUUUUUUUUUUUUCAAAAACA
Messenger RNA from Myripristis murdjan (pinecone soldierfish), 4608 nucleotides. It is a transcript of the gene aqr, whose product is annotated as aquarius intron-binding spliceosomal factor. Gene Ontology annotation, molecular function: helicase activity; mRNA binding. The transcript is spliced from 35 exons. Gene Ontology annotation, cellular component: catalytic step 2 spliceosome. The record is from RefSeq and is a predicted model, not a curated record. Bases 1 to 4410 code for a protein of 1469 amino acids. Gene Ontology annotation, biological process: mRNA splicing, via spliceosome. NCBI's taxonomy places the organism in Eukaryota, Metazoa, Chordata, Actinopteri, Holocentriformes, Holocentridae.